ACUUCAUUUUCUGUAGUGAAAAUCGUAAAAUCUCCGUUAAAACUAACGUGCACUGAUUGACUUAUUUCGAAGGCAUCCAAUUCGGCUCGAAAUCCACCGACAGAAUGGGUAAAUCCAAGAAAAAGUACGAAAGUAGCAGCAGUUCAAGCUCCUCGGAUGUGUCCGAUUCGAGUGACAGUUCCAGCUCGGAUGAUGUUGAAAUCAAGCGUCGGAAUAAGAAGAAGAAGAGUAGUGGGGGCGGAGGUGGCAGCAGCAGUCGGAAGCAUAAAAAGACAUCCGGGAAAGGGCAACAUGCUAGCUCCGGAACGGAGCUGGACUCCGCCAGUGAACAGUCUAGUGACGAGGAAGCGAAGGCUGCCCAGGCAGCCGCCGCUGCCAAGAAGAAGCACAAAAAGCAUAAGAAACAGAAGAAGGCAAAAAAGCACAAGAAACACAAGUCCCAUGCCGCUUCGGAAGACGAAAAGCAUAGGGCAGAUUUACAUGACGAUGAGGACGAUGAAGUUGAAGAGAUUAUCGAGGAAGUAGUUCCGGAUCGAAGACAUCGGACAAAGUCCGCCGAUCAUCACCGUAAGGAUCGAGAUUAUGGUUCAUCACGGGAUACGGGUGGAGAUCGGCGUGCGGCUUCGCCGGCGGAGCGGGGCCGCAGUCGCGGUCGUGACCGCUCCGGCACACGUCAGAACCCAAAGAUUCAUUCGUCUUCGAAGUGGGACAGCCCGGCCGAUGGCGACUAUCGUCGCAAACGAUCACAUUCACCGCGGGAUUCCGGUGGUGGUGGUGGUGGUGGUGGAGGUAACUUCCGGCACGGCGGACAAAGAGGAAACUACGAUGAUUAUCGUAAAGCCCCCAGGUCACCCCCGCCGCGUGAUUCGCCCGUUCGAGCUGACUACGAUCGGAGCGGUAGAGCUCAAACGCAACAUCGUAGCCUUUCCGGCCGGGGAGGUGGAAGUAAUCGGUAUGAGGACCGUCGUUCUUCACCGCAUCCGCCGCCUGCCCAACAGGAACGUCGUUGGGGUGGAGGUGGUGACAACAGAUAUGAUGACGAUAGACAUGGUGGUAACCGUAGAGAUGACUUCCGGAAGCCUUCACCACGGCGCCGAUUUGGUGAAGAGGAGCAAAGGUUUGAAGGGAACCGGCGUGGCGGUUCCCAUCAUUAUCAACAGUCACAUGCCCCGCCGAGGGAGCGGUAUGAUGAUUACUCCGGGCGUGAUCGAAAUCCUCGCGAUCGGUUCCAACGCGGUGGGCGUGAUGAUUACGAAGAUCGUGGAGGAGGUCCUCCUCAGAGACGUCGUAGUUCCCCGAUGGGAGCACCACCACAGCGUGGUGGUCGCGAUCGCAGUCCGAUGCAGCAAGACUUCCGCAGUGACUUCGGAAAUGCUGGCGGCCGUGGAGGAGGCUAUCGUGAUCGCUACGAUGGUCCGGCGCCACAAUCGGAACGUGGUCGUUUCCCGCGGCGUGGUUCCUUUAACCGCGGUGGUCGCGGCGGUGAUCGUGGUGGCCGUCGGGGUGGUGGUUUCGGUGGCGGUUCCGAUCGAAGCUUCGGAUCGGAUCGCGAAAUGGAUCACCGCAGACCGAUGGGUGGUGGUUGGGGUCACAAAUCGCAACCACCAUCGCCCAGGGGAUCGCCAUCUCGCUCGAGGUCACGCGAUCGGGACGAAAUGGAUCGCAAUGGGGGUAACCGCGGUCGGGGAGGCCGAGACAGUCCACCACCGAUAAAGGUCGAACGUCGGGGACCUUCGUCGCGCAGUCGCAGCCGUAGUCCGAUCGGCGACCGAAGGACUGCGGCAGCUCCGCUGCCUCACCGACCGCGUAAGUUCCCCCGCAAGGAUGAGAAGGAAGACGGCGAUGAUUACGAGUGGGGUGGCAAACGUAAGCAACCGAUCAAACGCGAACAAGGUUUCCAACGUGGCAGCAGCGAAGAGUCCGGUUCGGAGAAGAAGCCUCCUCCGGAGGAGAAGGAAAAGCCCAACUUUGCACUGUCCGGCAAGCUGACGGAAGAAGCGAACAAAGUGAACGGUGUCGUGAUUAAGUACGCCGAACCGGCGGAGUCCCGCAAACCCAAGCGCCGUUGGCGGCUGUAUCCGUUCAAGGGCGAACAAGCGUUGCCGACGCUGUACAUUCACCGGCAGAGCUGCUAUCUGAUCGGUCGCGAUCGAAAAGUUUGCGAUUUGCCAAUCGAUCACCCGUCCUGUUCGAAGCAGCAUGCUGCUCUGCAGUACCGGCUGGUGCCGUACGAUCGGGACGAUGGAACUACGGGCAAACGCGUUCGGCCGUACAUUAUCGAUCUGGAAUCGGCUAACGGUACGUUCGUCAACAACAAAAAGAUUGAAACGAAAAAGUUCGUCGAGCUGCUCGAGAAGGACGUGCUCAAGUUUGGUUUCAGCUCGCGCGAGUACGUGCUGCUGCAUGAGAACAGCAAGGAGGACGAAGAGGAUGAUGACGUUGUGGAUGACAAAGGUGGUGCCGGUGGCGGCACCGGUGCCGCUAGCAAUGGAAAUUCGCGCGCCAAGCGCGAAUCGAGUGAGUAAGCAGUAGGAGAAUUAAAUGAUGUGGAUAUAAUUAAUCUUACACUUAAGAAUGAAAUUGGAUUAUUGGAAUCUAUUUGACCAGCUAUCAGAAGCAAUGAUGGCGGAGGAGGAAAGGUGCAAGCCAGACGAAAUAGGAUUGUAACUAUCCGACGCAGAUUUAUUGCCGAUUAAAGCAAAAGCAAGCAAGCAAGCAAGCUAGUGUGUGUAGUAUUGGCUCAUUUAGACAAACAAAACCAUAUUGAAUAAAGUAUAGUAUAUUCUAACGAUCCAAGCUGAUGGCACCCGCCUGGCUGAGUUGUUUUCGAAAAUCAAUCAAAGUCAAAGGAAGGAGACAAGGAAGGAGUGAGUGUAAGGAAUCCCCUGCAUGGAACGAAGGACGAUUUUUUUGCUCCAGUCAAGUCAAGAAGAGUUCGAGUGAAAUAAUUUCGCGUAAGUUUCCGUUUUGUUAAAGGGGUAUUUGAUUGAAGUAUGAUAGCUCCGAUGCCGAAUUUAUU
Messenger RNA from Sabethes cyaneus, 3019 nucleotides. RefSeq names its product serine/arginine repetitive matrix protein 1. Bases 105 to 2525 code for a protein of 806 amino acids. Gene Ontology annotation, cellular component: nucleus. NCBI's taxonomy places the organism in Eukaryota, Metazoa, Arthropoda, Insecta, Diptera, Culicidae. Gene Ontology annotation, biological process: miRNA processing. The record is from RefSeq and is a predicted model, not a curated record. Gene Ontology annotation, molecular function: mRNA binding; protein binding. The transcript is spliced from 5 exons.